CCAUAUUAGAGUUCUCAUUCACUUCAACCUCUUCUCAAUUCAAAAGUCUUUCCAUUUCAUCUGAUUAUUUUUGCAAUCAAACAGCAAAAAUCAUUUGAAAAAUCGCAUAAACUGACCAAUGAAUCAUGGGGCUCAAGGAUCUUCAUCUUAAGCUCAAGGCAACUAGGCUAAGAAGAUUUCUCAUUGGAAAUGGAGGAAAUAAAGAAAGAAAAUCAGAUAAUGCAGAAAUUAGGCCUCCAUGGAUGAUGAAUGUAUCACAUGGAUAUCACGUUGUUGAAGAUAGGUCAUGGACAUGGGGUGGUACACCGAGUCAUAACGUGACGAAAUUUGACUCAGUCGUGAUCCAAAGAGAACAGAUAGAACAGUGUGAAUUGUGGUUCUUUGGAGUUUUCGAAGAAGGUUUUAGCGACGGGGUUCUCGACUACAUGAAAACAAAUUUCUUUAACAAGAAGCUCAAAGAGUCAAAUCUGUGGAAAAGGAGCAAGGAAGCAAUGAGAAGGGCACAUCUGAGUGCAAGAGCAAAGAUGAGAGAAAGACAGAAGCCAGAGGCAGGGGCAGCCGGGGCAGAGGCAGAGAAGCCGGGCUCGGCUUCUGCUAUUGUGAUCAAUGGGGAGAAGCUUGUGACUGCAAACGUGGGGGAGUACAGAGCUAUUUUAUGCAGAGAUGGCAAGGCGUAUCAAAUUAGCAGAAAACACUGGUCUCAGAAGCUCAUUCCAGGUGCUCUACGUAUGCCUCAAGUAUGUGUAAGUAGUGGGGGAACAAGGAACUCAAAAAGCUCAGAAUUAGUAGUUGGGUCUGAAGGGAUAGAUUCUGAAACUGAAUUUCUUAUCCUAGCAAGUACUGGCGUUUGGGAGGUUAUGAAGAACCAAGAGGCUGUAAAUCUGAUAAGCCACAUAGAAGACCCUCAAGAAGCUGCAGAAUGCUUAGCAAAUGAGGCUUUGACAAGAAUGAGCAAGACAACUAUCUCUUGCUUAAUCAUCCGAUUUGACUGAUACAUCAUGUUAAUUAUUGAUUAUUGCUUAAUCUUGCUCACCAUGUUGCUAAUUGUUUGUUGACACCUGUAAUAUUCUUGGGAAUAAUAUUGGAUAUUGGAUGGCUUG
Molecule: messenger RNA, 1100 nt
Organism: Olea europaea var. sylvestris
Lineage: Eukaryota; Viridiplantae; Streptophyta; Magnoliopsida; Lamiales; Oleaceae
Product: putative protein phosphatase 2C-like protein 44
Exons: 5
Coding region: 126-992 (288 amino acids)
Biological process (GO): protein dephosphorylation
Cellular component (GO): nucleus; cytosol
Molecular function (GO): protein serine/threonine phosphatase activity
Source: RefSeq, a predicted model, not a curated record